Coregonus clupeaformis (lake whitefish) is the source of this 2347-nucleotide messenger RNA. RefSeq names its product meprin A subunit beta-like. Gene Ontology annotation, cellular component: membrane. The record is from RefSeq and is a predicted model, not a curated record. Gene Ontology annotation, molecular function: metalloendopeptidase activity; zinc ion binding; protein binding. Gene Ontology annotation, biological process: proteolysis. The transcript is spliced from 17 exons. NCBI's taxonomy places the organism in Eukaryota, Metazoa, Chordata, Actinopteri, Salmoniformes, Salmonidae. The coding region runs from base 137 to 2182 and encodes 681 amino acids.
GACGGUAUAAGUUUUGCAGUAUACUGUUGGUAUUUUGUUGUCAGUGUUGCGGCUUUAAUCUCUUCAUUUCUCCUCACAUCUCUUUAACAUUGGCCUAUCAUUGUGAAUUGUCAGUUGGCAAGAACCAGCACCGAGAAUGACUUUGUAUGCAUUUCUCCUGCUGAGUGUGGUUAGCCAGCACACUUUGACUAUGCCAACUUCAACAAUAGGAGGUAUAGCAGGUGCUGGUGAAAAAGAAGAAGGAUACCCAGACAUCACAGAGAUAAACAAAGAUCUGGAUCUCCAUGAGGGAGACAUCAUGUUGCCAUCUGGAAGAGCGAGAAACACCAUCCUAGGUGACCAGUACAGAUGGGAAAUCCCUGUCCCAUAUGUUUUGGAUGAGAGUCUUGAUAUGAAUGCCAAAGGGAUCAUUCUUAGGUCAAUGGAGCAGAUUCGCCUGAAAACCUGUGUGGACUUCAAACCUCGGGAAGCAGAGCCAAACUACCUCUUAAUCAUAGGGGAUGAAGGAUGUUAUUCAUAUGUUGGGAAUCAACGCUGGGGCAACCAAAGCCUCUCCAUUGGACUUGGCUGUGGUCAUAUCGCCAUCAUAGAGCAUGAGUUUCUACACGCUCUGGGCUUCUGGCAUGAGCAGUCCAGAUAUGACAGGGAUGACCAUGUAACCAUUGUCUGGGAAAACAUUGAAGAAGGAAAGGAGCACAAUUUUGAAAAACGCAGCGCAAGUCAAACCAGCACCCUAGGUACCCCGUAUGACUACACCUCGGUGAUGCACUACGGAAAGGACGACUUCACCAAUGGCAACGGAUCCACCAUCAUCACUAAGCAACCAGAAUACCAGGAUGUAAUAGGCCAACGGCUGGACAUGAGCUCCAAUGACGCCUUAAAACUAAACACGCUGUAUAACUGCACAUCUGCGGUCACAUUCCUAGAGACAUGCAGCUUUGAGGACAACCAGGAGUGUGGUAUGACCCUCUGUGCCAGUGGCAGUGCCAGCUGGGAGAGAGUGGGCAGUGUCCAAGAGGGGCCAACCUUAGACCACACCAAGCUGGGUCCUUUAAGGGAUACUGAUCCAGUGUCUGUGGAUAACAGUACCACGUUUCAAAAUGAGACUGCCCCUACUUCUGCUACUAACAUGUCAACCACUGAGAGGGAUGGUGGCUUCUUCAUGCACUACAGUACAGCUACUGGUAAAGAGGGAGACGGGGCCACAAUGGAGAGCGUGAGGAAGACACCACGGAGGCAGUUUCAAUGCCUGCAGUUCUUUUACUACUACAGUGGGGGCGACCAGGACCUACUCAACAUCUGGAUCAAAGAGUAUGAUGAUGACGACAACCUCAAAGGAACUCCCCGACUCAUGGGCCAGAUAACAGGCCUACCAGCAUCUUACUGGCAGCUCCACCACGUGCCUCUGAAUGCCACCAAAACCUUCCAGGUGGAGUUUGAGGUGCGUAAAGGAGCAGGACAGUCUACAGGUGGGUUUUCCAUCGAUGACAUCAAUCUGUCAGAGACAGAAUGCCCCCAUCACACCUGGCAGAUUAGAGACUUUGAGAAUGUUGCAAAAAACACCUGGCUAUUCAGUCCAAGACACUACUCAAGAGACGGUUAUGCCUAUCAGCUGUUGGUUGUUCUGCGAUCAAGUUAUAUUGGAGUCUAUGCGCGCCUCUUGUCUGGUAAAUAUGAUGACCAGCUCCAGUGGCCCUGCCCAUGGAGACAGAUAACGUUUCUGCUGAUGGAUCAGAACCCAAACAUCCAGCUACGUUUGUCCAAGCAGAAUAGCAUCUCAACUGAUCCUGAACAGAUUGACUAUAAAAAUGGUGAAAAGUAUUUCUUUUGGGACAACCCUCGCAAAAAUGGAACCUUUUACAAACAAGAGGGCAAUGAAUCAAUCUACGCGACCAACGGAUGGGGCUACGGCUAUUUUAUGUCCUUUAAGGACAUCAAGGACAAAGGCUUCCUUAAGGGUGGAGCCAUCUUCCUCCUCACCUCCAUGCAAGAUAUCUCCAGUCUGCAGUAUGCUGGUAACAGCAAACUCCCCUGUCCCACUCCACCACCACAGGACUUCACCCUGUUGCCCAGCAAGCAGGAGGAGGGUCCAUAUUCAGCCAGCCUUUUUAACUUCUCCUCUGGACUGGUGUCUUCCUCGGCGAUCAUCGCUAUGGCUCUUAUGUUGUGGUUGAUUCACUGAACGACAUUAGAACCUAAACAUAUAGCUAACAACAGUCUAUGAAGCCUGAUGACCUACAAUGAUUUACCAGAGAGAGAGAGGUCUCUAUGAAGCUUUAUGACCUACGAUGAUUUACCAGAGAGAUGAUAUUAAUGUAUGGUAAAUGUCUGUGCCUUGUAUAUUACC